Dermacentor silvarum is the source of this 939-nucleotide messenger RNA. Its product is annotated as palmitoyltransferase ZDHHC15. The transcript has a single exon. Gene Ontology annotation, molecular function: protein-cysteine S-palmitoyltransferase activity. Gene Ontology annotation, cellular component: Golgi apparatus; endoplasmic reticulum. Gene Ontology annotation, biological process: peptidyl-L-cysteine S-palmitoylation; protein targeting to membrane. Lineage: Eukaryota; Metazoa; Arthropoda; Arachnida; Ixodida; Ixodidae. The record is from RefSeq and is a predicted model, not a curated record. The coding region runs from base 1 to 939 and encodes 312 amino acids.
AUGGCGCUGCUGGGUUCCGACGGCCGCGGAGAAACCGGCGUCCUCCCGCCAGCCUUCCCGCGCAAACCUCGCAAUGCCUCUCGCCGGAACCCCUGCGUCACGGGCAUCGCCGCUCUGGUGCGGCUCCUGCGGGCCUUGCUCUGCCCGAUAGCCGGCUGCCACAAGCGGUUCCGGGGCGCCUUCGCCCUCUUGCGGCUCAUGCCCAUCGUUGUCGAGCUCAUCGUGCUCGGCUGGGAGUACCACACGUACGUGCUGGUGAUGUGCCGCCACCUGCUUGCGGGCAGCGGCCUGGCCUACAGGCUCUCGCGCCUAGUCGGCUUCCACGUCACGCUGUUCGGCGCGCUGUGGCCCUUCGAACGGCUGCUGCGCACGCCGCUCAAGCCGGUGCCCGUAUGCUUCUACGUGAUGCAGCGCAAGGACAGCGACGACCAGCGCUACUGUUACCGCUGCCACGUGAUCAAGCCGGACCGGUGCCACCACUGUCAGAUGUGCGGCGCGUGCGUGCUCAAGAUGGACCACCACUGUCCCUGGUUCAACACGUGCGUCUCGUUUGCCAACUACAAGUACUUCAUCCUGUUCCUCUUCUACUCGUUCGUGCACUGCACCUACGUGUCCUGGACGACGUUCCCCCACUUUGGCAUCACGCCGCGCCUCAUCCUGGGCUUCUGGCCCGAGCUCAACAUCACCUACCUCUUCCUCCUGUCGCUAUUCUUCGGCCUGGCCUUCUUCGGUCUACUGCUCUACCACCUGUUCCUCCUGUGCUUCAACUGCACCACGCUGCAGAUGAUUGCGCGGCAGGGGAUUCGACGCUACGACGUCGGCGUGUGCAGGAACAUCGAGCAUGUUAUGGGACCGCACAAGCUGCUCUGGCUCGUUCCCGUCUACACCAGCCUCGGAGACGGAGCAGUCUUUCCCCUGCGCUCGGACAUCGCCAAAUAG